Molecule: messenger RNA, 495 nt
Organism: Erythranthe guttata (spotted monkey flower)
Lineage: Eukaryota; Viridiplantae; Streptophyta; Magnoliopsida; Lamiales; Phrymaceae
Source: RefSeq, a predicted model, not a curated record
AUGGCGUCAGCUGCAAACGGUGUCGUUUUCUUUCUGACACUCACCUCUCUCAUAUUGUCCAGUUAUUCCGCCGGGCGGGAAACCCCAAUCCAACCACCGACCAACUCCGACGAACCAGGGUGGGGCCCACUCGGAAUCAACGGCAGUGGGCCACUCGACUGCCUAACAGCACUCUACAAAAUCAAGUCGUGCACAAAAGAGAUACUCGAAUAUUUCGCCACCGGCGCCAUUGACAUAUCGCCGCCGUGCUGUGAAGCCAUCUCCGUCAUCACCCACAAGUGCUGGCCGUCUUUCCUGGGAACACUAGGGUUCAGCCAGGACCAGACCUACAUUCUCAGGGGUUACUGCGAUGCUGUUGCCGCCGCCGCCUACACCACCACCAGGUCCGGCUCGGUUCCGAUCCCGGUGGUGGGUCCCAGUAAUGGGCCCGUUUCGAGCCCGAACGGGCCGAUUCAGAGCCCGUUAGGGCAGCCAGCUUCGUCGCCGGCGAACUAG